Messenger RNA from Paramuricea clavata, 369 nucleotides. The record is from the annotation of a GenBank genome assembly. Lineage: Eukaryota; Metazoa; Cnidaria; Anthozoa; Malacalcyonacea; Plexauridae.
AUGAAUUCUGCUGGUGGCGGAGGGGGCCGAGAUCGCGACAAGGGACGUAAAUAUCAGUCAGGCUCAGGAAAACGUAAGGCGAAAGAAGAGCGAGCAGCAAGGGAAAAAAAAGUUCUGUCUAAAAUGCCAAAAAUUUCUGAAAUGCUUUCCGCUACUAAAACAAGUAACAGUGCGGUUCUCGAGACAGUGGACAUUGUCGGCGGUACUCAUUUGGCAGAUAAUUUGAAUCCUGAAAUCUUUAAGGAAUUGGAACACAAAACACAUUAUGUUGAUACUACUACUGAAGUUGCAGCUGAAUGUAAAUCGGUUUGCGACGAUGACCAUAUUGAUAUACAACCAACCUUAACAGUCCUUCAUACUUAUACCUGA